AUGGUUAACUUCACCGUUGAGGAGGUCCGCCAAUUGAUGGACAAGGCUACGAACGUUCGUAACAUGUCCGUCAUUGCCCACGUCGACCACGGAAAAUCUACCCUUACCGAUUCCUUGCUCUCCAAGGCUGGUAUUAUCUCCGCCGCAAAGGCUGGUGAUGCCAGAGCUACCGAUACCCGUGCCGAUGAACAAGAGCGUGGUAUUACUAUCAAGUCCACUGCCAUCUCCCUCUACGGUAACCUCCCAGACGAGGACGACUUGAAGGACAUUGUUGGCCAAAAGACCGACGGAAGAGAUUUCUUGAUCAACUUGAUCGAUUCACCUGGUCACGUUGAUUUCUCCUCUGAAGUUACUGCCGCUCUCCGUGUCACUGAUGGUGCUCUCGUUGUCGUCGAUACCAUUGAAGGUGUCUGUGUGCAAACUGAGACCGUCCUCCGUCAAGCUCUUGGUGAGCGUAUUAAGCCUGUUGUUAUCAUCAACAAGGUCGAUCGUGCUCUCCUCGAGUUGCAAGUUUCCAAGGAAGAUCUUUACCAAUCUUUCUCGAGAACCAUCGAGUCCGUCAACGUCGUUAUCUCUACCUACUUCGACAAAACUUUGGGUGAUGUCCAAGUUUACCCAGGUAAGGGAACGGUUGCUUUCGGUUCCGGUCUCCACGGCUGGGCUUUCACCAUCAGACAAUUCGCUCAAAGAUACGCCAAGAAAUUCGGUGUUGACAGAAACAAGAUGAUGGAGCGUCUCUGGGGCGACAACUACUUCAACCCACACACCAAGAAGUGGACCACCAAGUCUUCUCACGAGGGUAAGGAGUUGGAGCGUGCUUUCAACCAGUUCAUUCUCGACCCAAUUUUCCGUAUCUUCGCUGCUGUCAUGAACUUCAAGAAGGACGAGAUCCCAACUCUCCUCGAGAAGCUUAACAUCAAGCUUUCUCCAGAUGACAAGGACAAGGAGGGCAAGCAACUUCUCAAGGUUGUUAUGCGUACUUUCUUGCCAGCUGCUGAUGCUCUUUUGGAGAUGUUGAUUCUCCAUCUCCCAUCCCCAGUUACCGCCCAAAAGUACCGUGCUGAGACCUUGUACGAGGGUCCUCCAGAUGAUGAGGCCUGCAUUGGUAUCCGUGACUGUGACCCCAAGGCUCCUCUUAUGUUGUACGUCUCCAAGAUGGUACCAACAUCUGAUAAGGGACGUUUCUACGCUUUCGGUCGUGUCUUCGCUGGUACCGUCCGUUCCGGUUUGAAGGUCCGUAUCCAGGGUCCUAACUACACCCCUGGUAAGAAGGAUGAUUUGUUCAUCAAGGCCAUCCAACGUGUCGUUCUCAUGAUGGGUGGUAAGGUCGACCCUAUCGAUGACGUUCCAGCCGGUAACAUUCUCGGAUUGGUCGGUAUCGAUCAAUUCUUGUUGAAGUCUGGUACCCUCACCACCAGUGAUACCGCUCACAACUUGAAGGUCAUGAAGUUCUCUGUCUCCCCUGUCGUCCAACGUUCAGUUGAGGUCAAGAACGCUCAAGAUCUCCCCAAGCUUGUCGAAGGUCUCAAGCGUCUCUCCAAGUCCGAUCCUUGUGUUUUGACUUUCAUCUCCGAAUCCGGUGAGCACGUUGUUGCUGGUGCCGGUGAGUUGCAUUUGGAAAUUUGCUUGAAGGAUCUCGAGGAGGACCACGCUGGUGUUCCUCUCCGUAUCUCCGACCCUGUCGUUCCAUACCGUGAGACCGUCACUGGCAAGUCCAGCAUGACUGCUCUUUCCAAAUCCCCCAACAAGCACAACCGUCUCUACAUGAUCGCCGAGCCUCUUGACGAGGAGGUUUCCAAGCAGAUCGAAGCCGGAAAGAUCGGUCCCCGUGAUGAUUUCAAGGCUCGUGCCCGUAUCUUGGCCGAUGAGCACGGAUGGGAUGUCACUGAUGCCCGUAAGAUUUGGUGUUUCGGUCCAGAUACCAACGGUGCCAACUUGUUGGUUGAUCAAACCAAGGCUGUUCAAUACUUGAACGAAAUCAAGGAUUCCGUCGUUUCCGGUUUCCAAUGGGCUUCGAGAGAAGGUCCAAUUGCCGAAGAGCCAAUGAGAUCUUGCAGAUUCAACAUUAUGGAUGUUACCCUCCACGCUGAUGCUAUCCAUCGUGGUUCCGGACAAGUCAUGCCAACCACCCGUCGUGUCUUGUACGCUUCUACCCUCUUGGCUGAGCCAGGUCUCCUCGAGCCAGUCUUCUUGGUCGAGAUUCAAGUACCAGAAUCUGCCAUGGGUGGUGUUUACGGUGUUCUCACCAGAAGAAGAGGUCACGUCUUCGCUGAGGAGCAACGUCCAGGAACUCCUCUUUUCACCAUUAAGGCAUACUUGCCAGUCGGUGAAUCUUUCGGAUUCAACGCUGAUCUCCGUUCCCACACCUCCGGUCAAGCUUUCCCACAAUCCAUCUUCGAUCAUUGGCAAAUUCUUCCAGGUGGAUCACCAAUUGACCCAACCUCCAAGACUGGACAAAUCGUCCAAGAGCUCCGUAAACGUAAGGGUAUCAAGGUUGAGGUUCCAGGUUACGAGAACUACUAUGACAAGCUAUAAAGAACGAAUUUCCAAAAUAAAAGAUACCGUCCUUUCCAUAUUCCCAUGCACAUUUCACAUCAAGAUUAUCUCAAGCUCCGGCGCUUUCAUGAUUUUCUGAGCGAAUGCUCGUUGACCAUUUCGGCUUGAUAGCCAAUCUGGUAUAAAAAGCUAGCCGCACGCCAUGUGAUGGACAGAUGAGCCUUUUCACACUUCUUGAGCUUCUGUUUCAUUUCGAGUCUUCAUGUAUUUAGCAGCAUGGCG
Botrytis fragariae is the source of this 2778-nucleotide messenger RNA. RefSeq names its product putative elongation factor 2 protein. Gene Ontology annotation, cellular component: ribonucleoprotein complex; cytosol. Gene Ontology annotation, molecular function: translation elongation factor activity; ribosome binding; GTP binding. The record is from RefSeq and is a predicted model, not a curated record. The coding region runs from base 1 to 2535 and encodes 844 amino acids. The transcript has 3 exons. Gene Ontology annotation, biological process: translational elongation. NCBI's taxonomy places the organism in Eukaryota, Fungi, Ascomycota, Leotiomycetes, Helotiales, Sclerotiniaceae.